Molecule: messenger RNA, 4983 nt
Organism: Oncorhynchus kisutch (coho salmon)
Lineage: Eukaryota; Metazoa; Chordata; Actinopteri; Salmoniformes; Salmonidae
Product: calumenin-B
Exons: 7
Coding region: 482-1432 (316 amino acids)
Cellular component (GO): endoplasmic reticulum
Molecular function (GO): calcium ion binding
Source: RefSeq, a predicted model, not a curated record
AUGAAACAAGCUAAUCUUAGUACAGGAAACGACUUUACUACGGCGAUGGGUGUGUAUCCGGAGUAGAUGACGUUGACGGUCAAAAUCGAACGACUUCAGAAAGACCGAUGUCGAGCUAGCAAGCAUGCUUAUUUGCUAACGUUAGCUUGCUUGCUAAUUGGCUGCACAGCAGGGUAAGACUAACAUAAAGCCAACUAGCUAUCCAUGUCAUGUAAAAAAAAACGUAGCUAGUUCAGACAGAAACGGUGGAGCCACAGAUUAAUAGGGGAAACUGCGUUUGUUAUAUCUUUGGUGGAACUAGCUACCUCAUCACACACUGUCACUGAUCACGUUGAUAUCCGGCUAGAUUUCUAGCUUGCUAAGGCCGUUACUAUUAAUAUGGUUAAACUAAAGAUGGUCAUGACGAAUUCCUGUCGUAAACUCAAUACACUGACAUAAUCAUAUUGUUGUAAGCAUCUGUCUGUCGUGUGUGUGUCAGAGUAUGGCGCUGCGGCCGUUGGUCAUGUGUUUUGCGCUGUGCGUGGUGCACGCCUCCAGUAAACCCACCAUCGACAAGAAGGACCGUGUCAUUCAUGACGACCUGCUUAGCAACCGCAACCAUGACGACGCAGAUAACUUUGAUUAUGACCAUGAAGCAUUUCUUGGACAGGAUGAGGCCAAGACCUUCGAUCAGCUCACACCUGAAGAGAGCAAGGAGAGAUUGGGUAUGUUGGUAGAGCGUAUAGAUGAGGACAAGAAUGGGUAUGUGUCAGUAGAGGAGAUGAAGAAGUGGAUCAAACACAGUCAGAAGAGGUGGAUCUAUGAUGAUGUGGACCGCCAGUGGAAAGGUCAUGACCUUAACGGAGAUGGACUGGUGUCCUGGGAGGAGUACAAGAAUGCCACAUACGGAUACAUACUGGAUGAUCCAGACCCAGAAGAUGGCUUCAGCUACAGACAGAUGAUGUCACGUGACGAGAGGAGAUUCAAAAUGGCCGACCUGGACGCUGACCUGAAGGCCAAUAAAGAGGAGUUUACAGCCUUCCUCCAUCCUGAGGAGUACGACCAUAUGAAGGAUAUAGUUGUACUGGAGACCAUGGAGGACAUUGAUAAAAACGGAGACGGCUUCAUAGAUCUGGAGGAGUACAUAGGUGACAUGUAUAACCAGGAGGGUGAUCCUUCAGAGCCAGAGUGGGUGAAGACAGAACGAGAACAGUUUACUGAGUUCAGAGAUAAAAACAAAGAUGGCCGCAUGGACAAGGAGGAGACCAGAGACUGGAUCCUCCCUUCAGACUACGACCAUGCAGAGGCAGAAGCCAAACACCUGGUCUACGAGUCAGAUAAUGACAAGGACGGCCAUCUGACCAAGGCAGAGAUCGUAGAGAAGUAUGACCUCUUCGUUGGCAGCCAGGCUACUGACUUUGGAGAAGCCUUGGCAAGACAUGAUGAAUUCUAACCUUCCACUUCCCACACAGGGUUGGGCUCAAUUCAGUCAUGGAGUUGAAAUCCCAAUUAAAAACACUAUAUGGAGAAUAGGGUGACGUUUCACACUAGUGUACUAAGUAGUGUACGAGUUUGGACAUCAAGACACACCUCCUGGUUUGGCUCCACCUCCACCAUCCUCUCGUCCAAUCCGGACAAUGGAAAGGAUAUACAGCAUUUACUUUGUCUUCGUUUGCAGAUCAACUUUGUUUUUGUAAAAAGUGACAGAAUACAGAUGUUAGUGUUUGUUUUGGUAGCCUUGUUUGAACAAUGUGUCAGGCGUGCAAUGAAGGGCAGAACUGUGCAUGUUGUGGUCAUUUCAGGUUUCAAUUCAGGAAGUGAGUAAAAAUUCAAUAGAAAAAGUGAAUUGAUCCCAACCCUGGUGUGUGUUCUGUUAUGCACUGGACUAUGAAGGGGAGAUGUACAGUGCCCUCUACUAAUAUUGGCACCCUUGGUGAAUAUGAGCAAACGGGCUGUGAAAAAAAAUGUAUUUGUUUAUCCUCUUGAUCUUUCUUUCAAAAUAUUCACAUAAAUCUAACCUUUUAAUUAAAGUAAAAUUAUUUGAAAAGAAUAUAUCAUAAAACAAAUAUUUUUCUCUGUAUGCCACAAUUAUUGGCUCCCCUUCAUUCAAUACUUUGUGCAACCUCCCUUUGUCACGAUAACAACUCUGAGACUCCUAUAAUACGUAAUGAGGUUGGAGAACACAUGGCAAGGGAUCUGAGACCAUUCCUCCAAACAGAAUCUCUCCAGAUCCUUCAGAUUCUGAGGUCUACUCUCCUCUUCAGCUCAUCCCACAGGUUUUCUAUGGGGUUUAGGCCAGGGGACUGGGAUGGCCAUGGCAAAAUCUUGAUUCUGUGGUCAGUGAACCAUUUUUGUGUUGAUUUUGAGGAGUGCUUUGGAUCAUGUACUGCUGGAAGGUCCAACCAUGUCCCAGUUUAUAUCUGCUUGUACUUGUCCAUGAUACCAUUUUUCCUAACAAGUUGUCCAGGGCCUUUGGAAGAAAAACAGCCCAAUAACAUCAAAGAUCCACCACCAUACUUCACAGUGGGGAUGAGGUACUUUUUUACAUGGCUAUCUUUGUCUAUUCCAGACCUACCUCUGGUGUUUGUUUCCAAAAAGCUCUAUUUUGGUCUCAUCUGACCAUAGAACCCAGUUCCAUUGAAAGCUCGGGUAAAGUUUUGCAAAAUGUAGGCACUUGAGUUUGACAGCAAAGGCUUUUUUUUUGGGCAACUCUCCCAAACAACUUGUGGUUAUGUAGGUGCGUCUGAUUGUAGUUUUGGAGACUUUCGGACCCCAAGACCCAACUAACGUCUGCAAUUCACCAGCUGUGAUCCUUGAAGAUUUUUUUGGCCACUCGAACCAUCCUCACUGCGUGGGGUCAAUAUAGACACACGUCCUCUUCCAGGCUGAUUGUUAACAUCUCUCCAGUUGCUUUCAACUUCUUAAUUAUUGACAUGAUAGUGGAAAUGGGCAUUUUCAACCAUCGGGUCUUUCCCAUAGUGAUUGAUGAUGGGAAUUUGACCUGUGUUUCACCUCAUAUUUAUACCCCAGUGAAACAGGAAUUUAUGGCUUACCACUUAUGUGUUCCUAAUCAUUCAGGUGAACUUAAUGUAAAAUAUUAAUGUGAAUAUACUUCAGUUAGAUUUUACCAAUAAGAAUAUCUAGGAGUGCCAAUAAUUGUGGCACAUGCUUCGUCAAAAAAUAUUUCAAAAUUUUCUUUCUCAAUUUUACUUCAAUUAAAAGUGACAUUUUUGUGAAUAUUUGGAAUGAAAGACCAAGAGGAUAAACAGUAAAGAUUUUUUUUUUUCACAGCCUGUUUUGCUUAUAUUUACUAAGGGUGCCAAUAUUGGUGGAGGGCACUAUAACACGGUCCACUCUAUAAGCUACUACCACAAACUGCUCUUUUGAUUUCAUUGGCUAGCAGUGUCUUCAUCCCACCACUCCCCAAAUGUGGCCAAUCCUCCCAGGGUUAGGGUUAGUGGUUGUAGCCCUGGGAUAAUCAACUAGAUUCACCCGUGGGACGAUUUUUACACCCGAUGGGGUGUAGUAUAUGGCCAAUAUACCACGGCUGUACCAAGGGCUGUUAUUAUGCACGAUGCAGUGCAGAGUGCCUGGAUACAGUCCUUAGCUGUGGUAUAUUAGCCAUAUACCACAAACCUGCGGUGCCUUAUUACCAUUAUAAACUGGUUACUAAAAAUAAAUGUUUUGUCAUCAGCAUUCAGGGCUUGAACCACUCAGUUUAUAAUUACAAAUCAUUUGUAGACUGCAAUAAGACCAAACACACAUUUGACUAAAACAUAAUCAUUUCAAACCUUGCUUACAUUUGUAUACGAUCACGUGUCUAUUAUGCAUGGGUAUACUUGGAACACAUUUCUUAAAUCAAAGUCAGUUGGACCUAAUUUCCUAGUGUUUUUACAGUCUUAUGUAUGACAAUGUAAAUCAAAUGAUGUCAUUGUUUUUUUUGGCUCAGAAAACUCGGGCCGCUUGCCACCAGUUGGGAAACACUGUUGUAGCUCAUGGAGUGGGCCUCAUCAAAACCUCAUGAAGACUGUUUGGACGCGUGCAAUACAACACCACCAUAGGGACUGGGGUGUGUGUCGGCCAAUAGCCGUCCCCCGUGUCCCCUGUGUGCAGGUUUUAGUUCCUACAUGUGUGUAGGAGCUUGGCUCAAUUAGGGGUUAGAUCAGUUAUUUUUUAUUAUUUACUUCAGUCUGGGCACCCCCUGGGUCGUACAUUUCUGAUCUAGUACCUGUUCUAGCACAACAUAUUUAUAGCCCUGUGUUAGUACAGGGCUGGAACAAAAAUGCAAAACCCUGGUGUUUCACUCAAGGACCAGAGUUGUGAAACACUGGAUGGGAAAUAGAGAGAAACUGUAGGACUCCUCUUUCCUCCUUUCUUUCUCUCUUUCUGUGUGUGUCCCUCCACUGAGUGCCUCCUUUAGUUUUAUUUUGGUAUCUACUGAAUCGUCUUCUGUACUACACACACAUACUACAUAUGUUUGGAGGCUUAUGAAAGUAAUAUUUCCCCUGUCCAGUCUUCUUCCUUAGUUAUAGUUGUCAGACUGUAUAAUAAUUGUAUAACACCUGAUAUUUAGUGUAUAACCCUCUAUAACCACUGUUAUUGAUCUGGUUCAACUUCUCUUAAUCCCUCUGCCAUCAGGGCUACAUGAUAAUGACAUGAACAGUCAUAACUGUUGGUACAAAGUCAGUUUUGAUAAACUGACACCAGAAGUAGGACUUUUUAUGACAUGUUAUGUCAUGUUUUCAACAGUGUUAUUUAUGUAGGUCUUAUGACAGAGGUUUCUAGUAAAGUGUUUCCAUUGUCUUUAUAAAAUAUGUUAUAAUAAUGUAUAUGCUAUAAUGUAUAUGAUGUAGCUGUUUUUUACAUGAUCAAUCCAGCGCCAUGCCUAUCAGUAGUGAUGACCCUGUACAUACCUUGUCACCUGUUGCCUUGUUGACAGUGUGUGCUGUUGUCAAUCAGGUGGAGAAGUGUUUUUCUGAUUAAAAGGAUGUUGUGGAGGUUUUA